Messenger RNA from Ogataea philodendri, 897 nucleotides. RefSeq lists its product as uncharacterized. The transcript has a single exon. Gene Ontology annotation, molecular function: palmitoyl hydrolase activity; thiolester hydrolase activity. Lineage: Eukaryota; Fungi; Ascomycota; Pichiomycetes; Pichiales; Pichiaceae. The record is from RefSeq and is a predicted model, not a curated record. Bases 1 to 897 code for a protein of 298 amino acids. Gene Ontology annotation, cellular component: lysosome.
AUGCAUGUUCUCAAUCGUCUCACCGAGCUGUUAUCUGUGGCAGGUUCCAUUUCAGAAUAUAAUUCACUAACUAUCGAUCGCCCCAAAAGCAUAGUGUUGUGGCAUGGAAUGGGUGAUACGUACAAUUCAACAGGUAUAAGGCGAGCUGAGCAGGUUUUCAAGGAAGAGAUCCCGGGAGUUUUUGUGCACUCUGUUUAUUUGGAUAUUGAUGAGGCAAAAGAUCAGAGAGCUUCGAUAAUUGGGGAUUUGAAUACCCAAGUAUUAGACGUUUGUGAUCAAUUGAAUUCCAUUCCUGAGCUUCAAAAUGGAUAUGACGCAGUCGGAUUCUCCCAAGGAGGACUAUUUUUACGUUCUGCCAUUGAGCUUUGUGGGCUUCCGGUGAAAACACUGGUCACAUACGGUUCGCCACACAACGGUGUGACAGACCUCCCGCCCUGUGCAGAAGGUAACUGGCUAUGCAACCAGAGAAACGAGUUCCUCAAAAAGCAAAUUUAUAAAGACAACAUACAACGUACUGUUGUGCAAGCUCAGUAUUUCCGAGAUGUGUACAACUUUGAGGCGUACAUUGAGAAUUCAGCGUUCCUCAAAUUUGUGAACAACGAGUUCAUAAAGAACUUGGAUUAUGUUGACAAUUUGACCAAAUUGGAAAAAUUAGUUCUUAUCUUGUUUUCUCAAGAUGAUAUGGUUGUGCCGAAAGAAACCGCUUGGUAUUUCGAUUUGGAUCCGGUUACUAAUGAGCUGAUACCUUUCAAUGAGACGAGUUCUUUCCAAAACGAUCUCAUCGGAUUGAAGACUCUUUACGAGCAGCAGAAGAUCGAUUUCCUUUCAAUUGACGAUUUUCACAUGAGAAUUGAUGAGGACCAUUUGAGGUUCAUUGCUCAAAAGUAUUUCAAAUGA